CAACAAGUUAGCACUACCAUCGUGAGUUCUAAAAUUCGUGGAAGACUCUCUCCGGUCUUAUCUUAGGGGUUGAAGACAACAAUGGCCUCAAUCCUUGCAAGAAGGUUAGAAGGAAAGGUUGCGUUGAUCACCGGCGCCGCCAGCGGCAUCGGCGAGAAGGCAGCAAGGUUGUUUUCUCGACAUGGAGCUAAGGUGGUGAUAGCUGACAUUCAAGAUGAUUUAGCGCAAAAAGUAUGCAAUGAAUUGGACACCGCGUCGUCACCCACCUUUGUCCGCUGUGACGUGACGAAGGAAUCCGACGUUGAAAACGCCGUCAAUGUCGCUGUUUCAAAAUUCGGCAAGCUCGACAUCAUGUACAACAAUGCCGGAAUCACGGGGCUUAACCGACCAAGCAUCCUAGAUGGCGAGAAAUCCAACUUCGAGCGCGUCAUUAGCGUAAACCUCGUCGGCGCGUUUCUCGGAACCAAACACGCUGCGCGCGUAAUGGUCCCGAACCGACGCGGCAGCAUAAUCACCACCGCGAGUGUGUGUGCCGUCAUCGGCGGUGUGGCGUCGCACGCGUACACGAGUUCGAAGCACGGCGUGCUGGGGUUAACGAGGAACACGGCGAUUGACCUGGGGCGAUACGGGGUUCGAGUGAACUGCGUGUCGCCGCACUUGGUGGCGACGCCAUUGGCUAAGGGUUUCUUUGACAUGACGGAUGAUGAAAUGGGGAAGGUUUAUUCUGCGUUCAAAGUGGAGGAGCUGACAGCGGAGGAUGUGGCGGCGGCAGCUCUUUUCUUGGCGAGUGAUGAAUCGAGGUAUUUGAAUGGAGAAAACAUUGUUGUUGAUGGGGGAUUUACGAUUGUCAAUCCAAACUUAUGUAUUUACAAAUAAAUAAUGACUCUCAAGAGCCGAUUCCUAUGAAUAAUCUAGACUAGCUUAUUUUUUUGUAAUCCUUUGUCGAUUAAGAUCACAAAGAGAUGUUUAUUCAGUACACAUCUUUGUUAGUAUUUGUAAGUUUCUCUCGUCACUCUAAAAAUAAAUAAUGUUAUGGCUAAGGAUAUGUAA
Molecule: messenger RNA, 1050 nt
Organism: Ipomoea triloba (trilobed morning glory)
Lineage: Eukaryota; Viridiplantae; Streptophyta; Magnoliopsida; Solanales; Convolvulaceae
Product: secoisolariciresinol dehydrogenase-like
Exons: 2
Coding region: 82-876 (264 amino acids)
Molecular function (GO): oxidoreductase activity
Source: RefSeq, a predicted model, not a curated record